Messenger RNA from Myotis davidii, 2806 nucleotides. It is a transcript of the gene SSC5D, whose product is annotated as scavenger receptor cysteine rich family, 5 domains. The transcript is spliced from 9 exons. The record is from RefSeq and is a predicted model, not a curated record. Gene Ontology annotation, cellular component: membrane. NCBI's taxonomy places the organism in Eukaryota, Metazoa, Chordata, Mammalia, Chiroptera, Vespertilionidae. The coding region runs from base 1 to 2694 and encodes 897 amino acids.
AUGGAGGAAACCCACCGGGGCUGGAAGGCCCAUGUCUGCUCCCACGAGGAGGACGCGGGGGUCGUCUGCGCAGACCCCCGCCCGGCUGGGACCCCCCAGAGCAGCUCCCGGAGAAAGAGCCCCCGGCCGCCCAAGCAGGCCAAGUCCACCAGGGCCCCGCUGCUGACGGCCGGAGCCCCCCGCCAGGAGCGGCUGCGCCUGGCCUCGGGCCCCCACGGGUGCCCUGGCCGCAUGGGUCCCCCCACCCCCACCCCCCAGGUCUCCCCUUGUCUGAUGCAUCGUGGAUGGCAGGGAUGCAACAACUCCAAGUCCGGGACCACUUCCUCCAGGCCCCCGCCCCCCACGGCGCGCCCCGCCUUGAGGACCGCAGACAUCUCCCAGCCGCUGACCUCCCCCACGGCCCUUUGGGAGCCUGGGCCGGAAGCUGGCUCCCCGCAGCUGCGGCUGGUGGCCGGGCCCAGCAGAUGCUCAGGCCGGCUGGAGGUGUGGCAUGCCGGGCCCUGGGGCACCGUGUGUGACGACAGCUGGGGGACCCCCGGCCUGGACUCCAUCGCAGACCCCUUCAGCUGGAGCUGGCUCCCCGACCUGGGCAGAGACCCGGACGACUGGCUCCCGGGGGAGCCGGCCACCAAGCCCCCCGCAGGGCUGAGCUCCACUGCCCCCGAGAGAACCACCCAGGCCCCCGGGAAGAUGCCCAAGAGCACCAAGAAGUGGGUGACCAAGCACCCAAAGAGGCCGGCCACUCCGGCCCCCAGGACGCCGACCACUAAACACUCCAGGAGCCCAGGCACACGGGGCCCCCCUGAACUGACCUCCCAGACCACCGCAGCCCUGACCACCGAGGCCCCCCGCAAGCUGACCUCACAUACCAGCACAACGCCGACCCCCCGAACCCCCUGGGAGCGAACCUCUAAGACUAUGACAAUGACGACCACUCAAGAUCCUGGAGAGGUAACCUCUCUGUCCCCGGUGGAGCCAUCAGCCAAGACCCCAGCGGAAGGCCCUUCAGUGUCAUCCAAAGACCCAGCCCCCUCCCCCACCGGGGGCUCCCCGGGGGGAUCAGGCCCCUUCCGGGUUCGUCUGGCCGAUGGGCCUAACCGGUGUGCCGGCCGGCUGGAGGUGUGGCACGCUGGACUCUGGGGGACAGUGUGCGAUGACAAGUGGGACCUGCGGGACAGCACCGUGGCCUGCGGGGAGCUGGGCUGUGGACGCGUCCGGCCCCGCGUGGGCAAAACCCACUACGGUCCGGGGACCGGGCCCAUCUGGCUGGACGACGUGGGCUGCAAAGGGACGGAGGCCUCGCUGAGCGACUGCCCCGCAGGGCCCUGGGGACAGCACAACUGCGGCCACGAGGAGGACGUAGUGCUGACCUGCACUGGCCACGCCGACGAGGAGGACUACCCCGCCUGGACCUGGGACCCCACCUCCGGAGAGGACCUGGCCCAGGGCACCCCUGCUGCAGGGGCGCCUGGACACACUGCCUCCUGGGGCAGCACCCGGAGCCCUGGGGUCCCCUCCCCAGAGAUGAGGCGCCUCCCGGGCCCAGGUGAGGAGCAUGGCCAACGACGGCGGGGCCUCCAUGCACCCCCUGCAGGGGUUCCACAAAGACCCUCCUGGCUGAGUUGGCCUGGGUCGCAGGCCCCCAUGACCCUUAGCACGACCACUACCCCUCACCUCACCAUGACCCCGCAUGCCACCACGACCCCUCACCCCAUCACGAUCCCUCACCCCACCACAACCCCGCAACCAGCCACAGCUGCUCACCCAGCCACAACCCCUUUCCCCACCAGGACCACUCACCUCCCCACGACCUCUCACCCCACCACCACCGCUCAACCCACAUCAACCCCUAAUCCCAUCACAAUCCCUUACCCUGUCACUGCCCCUCACUCCACCACGACCCCUCGCCCCACCACGACCCCUCACCCUACGACCACUCCUCACCCCGCCUUGGCUCCUGGCCCUACCUCAGCCCCUGUGGUCACCACUAAGUCCCUUCUAACUUCCUUGGAGACAGAACUCCCCUUCCCCACUCCCGCACCGACAGCCAAGCCCAGCCUGCACCCCCAGUGGACCUUCACGGGGGCCCCUCGUCCCUCCCCACCCCAUGUGUCGAGCCUAGAGCCCUCUCCAGACUCAGCGUCCAACCCCUCCAGCCCCCCUCCAGCCCCAAGCACGGACGCCCCAUGCACGGAGGACUUCAAGCCAUUCAGCAGCCAGGGCCACGGACUAACCCCUCCACCUCCUCAGACCCCGCACGCAGCCCCUGACCCCACUGUGAGGCCGGACCUCCACCUGCCCCCCAUGGCCCACCCCGUAGAGCAACCUCCUCCUGACAAUCUCACCCCGGGGCCAAUCCCCGGCCAGAGCUCAGGCCCUCUCGGCCCCUGCGUGGCCCCGGUGCCACCUGUCAGGGUCAUGGCUUGCGAGCCGCCUGCCCUGCUGGAGCUGGUGGCUGCCGUGAGGGAUGUGGGCAGCCAACUGCAGGGGCUGACCCAGGCCCUGGAGCGGGACCUGCGGGAGCGCCAAGCCCUGGGACUGGGGCUGACCCAGCUGGUGGAGGCUGCCCAGGGCCUGGGGCAGCUGAGUGAGGUUGUGAAGAGACUGGCGGAGGUCGCCUGGCCCCCCAGCACACCUGCCCCAACCACCACCACCCCAGAGGAAGAAGAGAGGCCCCUCCGGGGAGACGUGUGACCCUCUCUGGGACCUGAGGGGCGUGAGACAUUCCCAACCAAAAAAGGAAAACCAAAGUAUCAAAUUAAAACCAGAUGUGGGUGACGUUUCUGGGGGACUAGAGGAGCCCCUG